Molecule: messenger RNA, 9714 nt
Organism: Coregonus sp. 'balchen'
Lineage: Eukaryota; Metazoa; Chordata; Actinopteri; Salmoniformes; Salmonidae
Source: the annotation of a GenBank genome assembly
AUGGGAAAACAGAAGGCACUUAUGGACAAGCUAGCGAGGACGUUUCAGAUCCGCCACAUGCUGCUAUGCCAGGCUCUGGCAGAGUGCUUGGGAACCCUGAUACUGGUGGUGAGUGGGGACUGUUCUACAUUACUAGUAGUAUUAGCUAUGUACAUAAAAACCCUUCUCUUGAGUCUAAGAGGGCGAUAUCUACUAAGCUAACAUAUGGAAUUGUUUUAAGAUGGUCAUACCAUGGAUCAUUUAGCUAUUUGAUUUCAAAUUUUGGGGCCCUUGUAGGUAUAUAAAAAAAAGAUAUUUAAAAAUGUUGAUGAAACAUUAAAUUUGGCCUUACUGCUAUUAGCCCAUAGAAACGCAUUGAAUAACACAUUCAUACAUGGCAAAACAGAUAGUCAAAAAAUCGAUCAAAAGGAAGUAUGUUUUGAAGUGUUUUUCCUAUAUCUUAGACCCAUAUUCAACCCUUUUAGUUUUGGCACAUUCUACCCCUUAUUCACUUCUAUUCAUUUGUACCACCCAGUACCAGGUUACUUUCAGACAAGUCUAAUUAAUAUUGUGGGUGUCAUAGAGCAAAACAGCUAACAUGUCUGUGUUCGUGAGAGUCUCAGCUUUCGAUAGUCCAAAUAGCUAAAAACGUUGACUUUACAGACGUUUUUGUGAAAAUGAACUUUUCGGCAUCCUCUCAUGUCUGACAAACACCCAUCUCGGGAAGCGGAGGCACACCAGCAGAUUCAGUGGAUUGAGAUGCAGCUCAUGCAAAAAACAGGAAGUCUCUAGCUUAAACACACAUAAUGGGAUGAUGUCACCGGACAUUGACCUCAGAGGGUUAUGAGUGUGUGAAUGUCAAUAGGAAAUACAGUGCCAUACUAUCAUUAGCUAUCCAACAAGUUGGAGCUGAUUGACAGCUUGUGGGUGUGAAAAGAAUGUCCUCCAAAAUCUGGAUGAAGCACAUAAUUAACCCAAGAGAUUGUUCAUUAAGUAUUUAAAAUCCUCUGAUGACUUAAUUCCUGGUUUUAUAAUGAAUUUCACAUUCAUCUAUCUCACUUGUAAUGGAUGAUCUCAAUCUAAAUGUGAUGUUUAAAGCAGUGCUUUGAGCUUGGGUGUGAAUGUAAAUGGUUAGCUCUUCCCACGUUGUUUGCAUUACCUGCACAACCAGAACUGACACUGUGUAAAUUAUAUUAUCAGCUUUUUAAUAUUAUUUUAUUAUCACAUUUUAAUGAACCUCUCAAGUCUUCGACAUGAAAAUAAACAUCCUUUACUUUAAAUUGGACAUUUAAAUAACUUUCUGUUUUCCAUAUAGCAAGGUAUUACAUAAUUAUGAAUACUUCCUUGUUGAUAUUACAUUCCAUAUUUACAUGGAUUCACUGUAUCUAUCUGUAAAAUAUACAAAUGGAUUAAACGGUAACAUGAUCUAUAAUUAAUGCACAAACAUAUUCACCUGCAUACUGCUUUAGGGAUAACUCAAAACCUAGCCUAUAUGAGACAAACCUACGGACUAGAAUAUAAUUGUAUACUGUCCUCCAAGGUGAAAGAUAAUUGUCAUGGAACCAACUCGUCCACGUAUGUAACCGAAGGCACUGGCAGCCUCAUUGGUAUCCAGCUCAAUCCAAAUAAAACAUGUGAGAUUAAUACACAAACAGCUACCUGGGAUCAACUGUUUCCAAUGGUAACCCCCACACAGAACAACAACAGUAGUUGGAGAGAAGAUACGAGCUGAGAGGGGGUAGUCAUGCCAUCUGGUAUUUUCCCAGCCUGCAGCGUGAGGUCUAACUGAUGCCUGAUCCGCUGUUUGGCCACACUACUGAGUGAAGACUUAUGACCCCCUGGCAAACAGAACUCCCCUGGCCCUGACUGCCUGAAUGCAGGUAUUCUCUGCUCUAAAGAAGGCUCCACAGGUAGAUAUCUACCUAGGAUCUUCAAUAGCCACCAUAACCCACCCACCACAACACACUCUUGAUCAAAUGCAUAUAGAAAGCUUUAUAUCUUCCAAAGGAAACUGGGCACACAUGUAUGUUUCUGUAUGAUCCACCAUGUAGCUUUGUUGAAAAUAUGACCUGCCCACGCCAGGUAAUCAGCCAACCAGCGGCCACCACUGCACACCACCACGGCCCCUGGGCUUCGCAGCAAACCCAUAUCAACACACACACACCACCCAUUGGCUCCGUAGCACAUUCAAAACGACACAAGCACGGCUUCUUGGGUCAAUGGAAGCCACACCUCAGUCAAGAUCCGUAGUAGGCUAAAUGGCCACAUGCAUGGCACAGCAAGAGGGGUGGUACUCGGGUCAAUCGGUUGGAGGUGUUAAUCAUCUUGGGUGACCUAUUUUCUACCCUAUGUCUGUAUAUCUGAGCGCUAUACAGAGCUAAAGUUGGAAAAGUCUUAAAACUCAUUUGAGAUGAGUAGUAGACCACCGCUAGACCACAGGCAUAUUUGGGAUCCUGAGUGCACAAGGCACUCAGACAAAAGUUGAUUGAAAAACUAUUUUGGCCCGACAACAAGCUGACUAAAGCAGAAAGAGACUGGACUGGAACAGGCUAUUCUCUAUCCAUCCUCCAUUCUCACUAAUCUACACAGAAAAUGUUAUAGACAGACAGUCUACCCAGGUAGUUACAGACUGUCUGAAUGUGAUGCGCAUGCCAUAGUAAACUUGUUGAUGAUGAAGAUGGUUAUGAUGAAGAUGACCCUUAUAUAUAGUGUAUCCCUUUAUGGGGGGAUUAGUGUAAACAUCAACAAGAUGUAACACAACACCACACUACAAAGUUCACAUGGGUUUGGUAACCCAUGCAGGGUGUCUCUUGUCUCACCUGUCUCUCUCCCAUCUCUGUAGAUGUUUGGCUGUGGUGCGGUAGCCCAGCUGGUGCUGAGUGGUGGCUCCCAUGGAAUGUUCCUCACCGUCAACUUUGCCUUUGGCUUCGCUGCCACAUUGGGCAUACUGGUCAGCGGACAGGUCUCAGGUGAGGGGGGCACGUUAUUACUCUUACUUCCUCUGAAAUCAAAGGUCAGAACAAGAAGAGGUUUCAUUAGUCCAGACAUUCCUCUCUGAUAGUAGCAAGUCUAUUGGGAGUGAUCAGUUAACUAUUGUGACAGACACAUUCUACCUAAGGUAAACUAACAGUAAUCUCAAGUGCAAUACUUAGAGACAGAGACAGAGAGAGAGAGAGAGAACAGCAAACAGUGGAAAUCCGAGAGGCAUACAGAGAAACAGAGAAUGACACUCGCUUGCCUCUCGAAUCUCAAAGUUAUUUGGUCCAUGAUUGAAAGGAAAUUGUGAAGCUGCGUUAUUUCUUUAUUCACUAUACAAGCAAAUCAAAAAGCAGGCAGCACAGAGAGUUCCGCAGUUCACUUGUGCCCACGUCUUCAAUGCCUUUAUAAUGAGGCUGUUGUCACGUUGGUUAAUGAUUAGAAGGCAGGCGCAGGAAUACAUAUUAGGGGUUUUGUUACUCCACCCAACACAAACACGUAUGUAUAUACAGUGGGGGAAAAAAAGUAUUUAGUCAGCCACCAAUUGUGCAAGUUCUCCCACUUAAAAAGAUGAGAGAGGCCUGUAAUUUUCAUCAUAUGUACACGUCAACUAUGACAGACAAAUUGAGAAAAAAACGUCCAGAAAAUCACAUUGUAGGAUUUUUAAGGAAUUUAUUUGCAAAUUAUGGUGGAAAAUAAGUAUUUGGUCACCUACAAACAAGCAAGAUUUCUGUCUCUCACAGACCUGUAACUUCUUCUUUAAGAGGCUCCUCUGUCCUCCACUCGUUACCUGUAUUAAUGGCACCUGUUUGAACUUGUUAUCAGUAUAAAAGACACCUGUCCACAACCUCAAACAGUCACACUCCAAACUCCACUAUGGCCAAGACCAAAGAGCUGUCAAAGGACACCAGAAACAAAAUUGUAGUCCUGCACCAGGCUGGGAAGACUGAAUCUGCAAUAGGUAAGCAGCUUGGUUUGAAGAAAUCAACUGUGGGAGCAAUUAUUAGGAAAUGGAAGACAUACAAGACCACUGAUAAUCUCCCUCGAUCUGGGGCUCCACGCAAGAUCUCACCCCGUGGGGUCAAAAUGAUCACAAGAACGGUGAGCAAAAAUCCCAGAACCACACGGGGGGACCUAGUGAAUGACCUGCAGAGAGCUGGGACCAAAGUAACAAAGCCUACCAUCAGUAACACACUACGCCGCCAGGAACUCAAAUCCUGCAGUGCCAGACGUGUCCCCCUGCUUAAGCCAGUACAUGUCCAGGCCCGUCUGAAGUUUUCUAGAGUGCAUUUGGAUGAUCCAGAAGAGGAUUGGGAGAAUGUCAUAUGGUCAGAUGAAACCAAAAUAGAACAUUUUGGUAAAAACUCAACUCGUCGUGUUUGGAGGACAAAGAAUGCUGAGUUGCAUCCAAAGAACACCAUACCUACUGUGAAGGAUGGGGGUGGAAACAUCAUGCUUUGGGGCUGUUUUUCUGCAAAGGGACCUGGACGACUGAUCCGUGUAAAGGAAAGAAUGAAUGGGGCCAUGUAUCGUGAGAUUUUGAGUGAAAACCUCCUUCCAUCAGCAAGGGCAUUGAAGAUGAAACGUGGCUGGGUCUUUCAGCAUGACAAUGAUCCCAAACACACCGCCCGGGCAACGAAGGAGUGGCUUCGUAAGAAGCAUUUCAAGGUCCUGGAGUGGCCUAGCCAGUCUCCAGAUCUCAACCCCAUAGAAAAUCUUUGGAGGGAGUUGAAAGUCCGUGUUGCCCAGCGACAGCCCCAAAACAUCACUGCUCUAGAGGAGAUCUGCAUGAAGGAAUGGGCCAAAAUACCAGCAACAGUGUGUGAAAACCUUGUGAAGACUUACAGAAAACGAUUGACCUGUGUCAUUGCCAACAAAGGGUACAUAACAAAGUAUUGAGAAACUUUUGUUAUUGACCAAAUACUUAUUUUCCACCAUAAUUUGCAAAUAAAUUCAUUAAAAAUCCUACAAUGUGAUUUUCUGGAAAAAAAAUUUUUUUCUCAUUUUGUCUGUCAUAGUUGACGUGUACCUAUAAUGAAAAUUACAGGCCUCUCUCAUCUUUUUAAGUGGGAGAACUUGCACAAUUGGUGGCUGACUAAAUACUUUUUUCCCCCACUGUAUACACAAAAGGGAUGUAACACAGACAAAGAGCGACGUGUAUCCUCUACACAAUACACGGGACGAGACCCGCAAACAACCAGAGCACAAUACACGGUACUCACGAGACCAACGGACAUGGGACAAUAAUCGACAAGGAACAGAGGGCACAUAUAUCCACAUACUAAUCAGGGGGAAUGGGAAAAUGGUUUGCGUAAUGAGAAAAGACAGUCUGGGGUUGGUGGUAAUGAUCCAUGUCAGUGACGCCUAGGAAGCCGGUGACGUAGACCUCCGGAACUGGUGAACAGAAUGAGUAGCAGUACCGGGGGGAUCCGUGACAGUACCACCCCCUGACACGCUGCACCAGCAGCGGGACGACACCAGCCUCGGGGACAACCACAGGGACACAGUGUGGGUCGGUCAGGGCGCCGACGGUGAAAAUCCCUGGUCAGAGAAGCGUCCAGGAUGUCCACCGCAGGAACCCAGCACCUCUCCUCUGUGCCGUACCCCUCCCAGUCGAUGAUAUACUGGAGACGCCCCGCCCGACGCCUCAAAUCCAGGAUUUAACGGACAGAGUACGCCGGACAUCCCUCUAUGUCCCGAGGAGGAGGCGGGACGUCACUGGGUCAAGCCUCAGCGAGGGGACCAGGCACCACUGGCCUGAGGAGAGACACAUGAAAAGUCGGGUUAAUGCGGUAAUAAGCAGGGAGUUGCAAACGGUACUUUACCUCAUUAACCCUCCUCAGGACUUUAAACGGCCCCACAAACCGUAGGCUCAGCUUCCGGCAGGGCAAGCGGAGGGGCAUGUUCCGGAUGGAGAGCCAGACCCGGUCGCCUGGAGAGAAAACAGGUGCCUCACUGCGGAGGCAGUCGGGCCUGUUCCUUGUGCCGACACACAGCCCGCUGGAGACGAGUGUGUGCAGCGUUCCAGAUCUCCUCAGCGCACCGAAACCACUCAUCCACCGCAGGGGCCUCGGUCUGGCUUGGAUGCCAAGGUGCCAGGGCCGGCUGAUACCCCAACACGCACUGGAAAGGAGUGAGGUUAGUGGGGGAGUGGCGGAGGGAAUUCUGCCCAUACUCAACCCAAGAUAGAAAAUCCGCCCACUCCCCCAGCCGGUCCUGACAGUAACACCUCAGGUACCUGCUCACUUCCUGAUUGACCCUCUCCACCCAAACCAUUAGCAUGAGGAUGGUACCCGGGGGUGAGACUGACUGUGACCUCCAGGCGUUCCAUGAACGCUUUUCAUGCGUGUGAGGUGAACUGAGGACCACGCUCUGGCACAAUGUCCUCCGGGAUCACGUUGUGCCGGAAGACGUGCGUAAAAAGAGCCUCCGCAGUUUGCAUGGCCGACGAGAGCCCAGAUAGAGGAAGGAGGCGACAAGCUUUGGAAAACCGGUCCACAACGACGAGAACGGUGGUGUUCCCCUGGGAGGGGGGAAGGUCAGUGACAAAGUCCACCGAGAGGUGUGACCAGGGUCGUUGUGGAACCGACAGAGGAAGGAGCUUUCUAUAACAGAGGUGUCUGGGUGUCUUAGACUGGGCACAGAUGGAGCAGGAAGAGACGUAAACCCGGAUGUCCCUAGCCAAGGUGGGCCACCAGUACUUCUCAGUCAGGCAGGCGAUGGUACGGACUAUCCCAGGAUGACCCGACACAGGCGCCGUGUGCGCCCAGGAAAGGAGGCGGUCCCGCACACCCAUGGACACGUAGGCGUGGUUCUCAGGGCACUGUGCAGGUGCGGGUUCCGUACACAGGGCCUGCUGUAUGUCGGCGUCCACGUCCCACACCACUGGUGCGAUGAUACGGAAUGGAAGGAUGAUGGGGGUCUCCUCUUCCUGCCUCUCCUCUGCCUGGGUUGGAGCAGGGGAAUUCCCUGGCUUGUCAACUCCUCACCUAUUAGUGGAUAGAUGGCAGGUCGGGGAGAAAUGACUACGCCAUAGGAGCAGAGGCCCAGAUUCCUCCUUCUCCUACGUUCUGCCUCGGGCAAACAUGCAGAGCACACCUCCAUCGGCUCUGGCCACAGAGCAGGUGUAGCCAUGGGCUCCGGAUUCCGCAAAGGUCUUCGUCCGGACUGCAGGAGGUUCUCCAACCGGAUCGCCAUGCUGAUGAGCUGGUCAAGUGACAGGUUGUCAUCACGGCAGGCUAACUCCAUCUGUACCUCCUCCUGCAGUCCGCUGUGGAACACGGUGACCAGAGCCGACUCGUUCCAUAAGGUGGAGGCUGCGAUGGUCCGGAACUCCAAGGCGAACUCCGAGGCGGUCCUAGAUCCCUGGCAUAGUCGGAGUAGACGCUCACCCCCCUCUCGGCCCUCCACAGGAUGAUCAAACACCGAGCAGAAGAGAAGGGUGAAGCGUUCAUAGGACUCGACCUCUGGUCCGCCCAUCUGGACAGUGCAGAGAUGACAAUGGCAACCCUGUCUCUCCCGGAUACAGCCUUGGUGUAGCGAGCGAGGUACAGGUCGCAUUGCAGAAGGAAUCCCUUGCAUCUCGCUGGCGCACCGUCAAAGUGCUCUGGGAGGGACAGGGGUAUUCCGUGGACCGGCUCAGAUGGAACGGAAGCAAGUAGUGGUGGUGUGGGGGCUGUUGCCGGAACCAGUGCUGGAGACUGGAGGGACUGCACUUUCCCCUCCAACUGCAGGAUGGUUGCCAGCACGCUGUCCAUGGCACUGCCGAGUCUGGAGAGACAGUCCUCAUGAUGCUGGACUGUCUCUACGAUGGUCGCCAGCACAGCCAUUCCCACUGUCUCAAUUUUUUGGGGUCGAUUAUUCUGUCAUGUUGUAUAAUGAUUAGAAGACAGGAGCAGGAAUACGUAUUAGGGGUUUUAUUACUCCACCCAACACAAAUUAGGGAUCUCCUACCAUUCCGCAAUUUAAGCUGCAAACACAAGGUGAGAGGAGGGAGACCGACACCCAUGUGGAUGCGCAGUCUGAACAGUUCAUUAGGUAUUCUACUUCAAGGUUUUAAAGGGAAAAUCUACUGUAGCUUCAUGGGAUCAUUUUCUGGGCCUUUUCAUCCCUCAAAUGUACUGUGUGUCACAGAGACCUGCCAACCUAACAGGCAUUUACUGAGUCUACUAUUACGGCAGAUAGUCUCGGGUCCUUUUUUCCCCUCUGAGAAAAGGUUUUAAGAGAAUCAUCUUUAGUCUUGAUGUGCUUGGGUUGUUUUCUCUCAUUUAGAGAAAAGGAGGAGACUUGGUUUAAAGAGAGAUGGUCUUGGAUGAUUUUUACUCAGAGAAAAUGGGAUAGAAUGAAAGUGAGAAAUGGCCAUUCACCAUUUGCCAAAUUGUUCUUUGUCACAGGAGGCCACCUGAACCCAACGGUGACCUUCGCCCUCUGUCUAUUGGGGAGAGAACCUUGGAGGAAGUUCCCUGUGUUUUUCUUAUUCCAGACUCUGGGGGCCUUCCUGGGAUCUGGGAUCAUAUUUGGAAUGUAUUUUGGUGAGGAGAAUUUGAAGAGAAAUGUCCAAAUAACAAAAACUGUUUUUACAGUGGCUAUAUUCCACCGAAAACAUUCUCCAGACUUUCAACGUUUUAUUAAAUAACUGUUAUUUUCUCCCUAAGGGAGUUUCAAGGUUAUACAGCUACUGUAGAUGGUACCACACACAAUGUGAUCUCUUAUAUGUUGCUGUGGUUUCUCCAGAUGCAUUGUGGGACUACGGCCAAGGAACGAUGAUCGUUGUGGGGGAGAAUGCAACUGCUGGGAUCUUUGCUACCUAUCCCUCCAAACAUCUCACUCUGGUUAAUGGAUUCUUUGACCAGGUACAUUCACAAUAUUAUAGUAUAUUAGUGCAUCCACAUUAGGACAGCCUCUGAAUCAUACAAAGUUAUAUGGACUAAUGUCCUGUAUGGAAACCGUAGUACAUAACAACAACAAGCACAUUUUUGCAACAAAACACACACAACAACGCCAGGGUUGUGGGUUCGAUUCUCACGGGAGGCCAGUAUGAAAAAUAAAAAAAUAAUGUAUGCACUCACUAACUGUAAGUCGCUCUGGAUAAGAGCGGCUGCUAAAUGACUAAAAUGUAAAUGUAACAACCAUGUACAACUGAGCCUGGCUGUGUUACAGAUUAUAGGCACGGCUGCACUGAUCAUGUGUAUCCUGGCCAUCGUGGACCCCUACAACAACCCUAUCCCCCGGGGCCUGGAGGCCUUCACGGUGGGCUUUGUGGUUCUGGUCAUCGGUCUGUCCAUGGGCUUCAACUCGGGCUAUGCUGUCAACCCUGCCAGAGACCUGGGCCCUCGCAUCUUUACUGCCCUGGCUGGCUGGGGUAGUGAGGUCUUCAUGUGAGUCUCUUUAGGGUUUUCUCCCGUUUUUUUCUCUUUCUGUGUUUUCUUUCUUUCUAAUAAUGACUUAAAUAAAGCAUGUCUUGUGAGAAGUUCUAUCUUACCAUAAGUUAUUAAAGAUAAUAGCUCUGCUUUCACUAUUUACUCUCUAUGGACAUACAACCUUGUCUCUGUCUUGGUCUCCCACAGGGCUAAUUCCUACUGGUUCUUUGUGCCAAUCUUUGCCCCCUUCAUUGGUGCAGUGGUGGGGGUGAUGGUGUACCAGCUGAUGGUGGGGUACCAUGUGGAAGGAGAAGCACGGGAGAAGAGGGAAGAGGAAGAGAAGGAGGAGCAAGAGGAGAUGCUUAAACUGUCCAGCCUUACAACCAAGGAGCGCGCCUGA